AUGCAGUCACAUGCACACGUCCACGCUCAUGCACUCGUUCGGUGCGUACACAGACGUACACAUGCGAGUCCACAGUCGUGUUCUCGCACACACAUUGGCACGCUGAUGUUUGAGUUGACAAGUGAUGACUUCGACCCUCCGCCGCUGUGCUACCCCGGACCGACGUGUUUUCUGGUGUGCUUCAGCGUCGUGUCGCCCACGUCCUUCCACAACGUGCGGGAGAAGUGGCUGCCGGAGCUUCGCCACCACAACCCCCGCGUGCCCAUCGUGCUCGUCGGUACCCAGAGCGACCUCAGGACAGAUGUGAAGGUCCUCAUAGAACUGGCGCAGUACCGCGAGCAGCCGGUGACGGAGGUGGCGGCCCGGCGCCUGGCCCACCAGAUCGGCGCCGUGGGCUACGUGGAGUCGUCGGCCCUGACGCAGCGCAACCUGAAGGAAGUGUUCGACCAGGCCAUCCUCGCCGCCCUCGAGGCCCGCAACAGCCCGCCGCUGUCCCGGGGCGGUUCCUCCAAGCGCUCCUUCUCGUCGCGGCACCGCAAGGCCGGCGGCGGCGGCGGCGGCGCGCGGGACGGCGCCAGCGAGCCGCUCAACCACCGCGACGGCCGCCACGCCCUCGACUACACGGACGACACCGCCAGGAAGCGCGGCUGGAGGAAGCUCUGCUGCUUCUCUUGAUCCACGCCCGCGCCCGCGCGCAGCCCCCGCCCCCCGCGCGCCCCCGCGGCGAGGCGCUGGCUGCCCCGUGCUCCGAGAUCGAGGUGAUGACGUCACCACAAACGCCUCCUCUAAAGUGUCUUUUUGCUGCUCGGUGCGGAGGGCGGCCUCGAGCGCCCUUCGGGGCCUCGCUCAGACUCCCUCUUCUCAGCGCCUCCGACGUCUGCUGGCUCCUGGCUGCGUGCGUUCGCGCUCGCGCUCCCUGGGAGAGUCCCCGAGCCGAAGCCCCCAGUGCAGGACGCAGAGACCUUGACAUGCUUCGGUUAUCUCCCAGUCCGUGAGACGCAGCGGAUCCCAGAUAAAGGACCUGCAGCCAGAUGUGUUUCCAGAUUCAGAACAGUCGAGACGCUAAAACUCCCCUGUUAUUUUAAACAUAAUCAUUUUAUACUCUCAUUACAACCAUUUUGAUUUAUUCGAACGAUUCUGCAACAAGCAGAAAGAAAAAAAAAAAUGUGCUUAAAUUACGCUUCAAUUGCCCCUCCUUUUUUUUUAUUUUUUAUCGAAUCAUUCCGCAGUUCUUCAGACGUCCCUAGAAGCCCUUC
Messenger RNA from Penaeus vannamei (Pacific white shrimp), 1256 nucleotides. NCBI's taxonomy places the organism in Eukaryota, Metazoa, Arthropoda, Malacostraca, Decapoda, Penaeidae. The record is from RefSeq and is a predicted model, not a curated record.